Gossypium raimondii (Peruvian cotton) is the source of this 2241-nucleotide messenger RNA. Its product is annotated as ankyrin repeat-containing protein ITN1. The transcript is spliced from 5 exons. The coding region runs from base 309 to 2117 and encodes 602 amino acids. Gene Ontology annotation, cellular component: plasma membrane. The record is from RefSeq and is a predicted model, not a curated record. Gene Ontology annotation, molecular function: protein phosphatase 1 binding; protein phosphatase regulator activity. NCBI's taxonomy places the organism in Eukaryota, Viridiplantae, Streptophyta, Magnoliopsida, Malvales, Malvaceae.
UUUCCAACAUGUUGUGGAACAACCAGAACGCGACACGACAGGAGACUCUGCCAAAACUACACCACAUUACAACUUUAAUUCAGCAAAAACUCCCGUACUUACCUGGACUUCCCAAUCCUCCGGUGACCCCACUGUUCGGCCUAUCUCAGGGCCCGGUCUGUCCAUUUCUCCAUUCCCCUUUCUCCCUUUUUUUCUUUUCUUUCUUUUUAUUUUUUCAAACUCAAUUCUUUGCUAGUUUCCAUCAGAUAAUCCAUGGAAUCAAUGACAAAUUGAUUUAACUUUCUUUUUCUUUCUCUUUUCAUCUCCUGAUGGACUAUUGUAAGCAAGAAGAGUGGGAGAAGGAUCUGGAGAAGGGACUUUCUCCACGGAAUGUCCCGGCGGCAGUGGCACAACCGACUUCUCCGUCUGCGCUAAGGCGUGCUCUGGUUCUAUCUAGUUCAUCCAAGGCCCUUUCGGCCUCCAAUUCAAGUAAGACCCUUCUGGUCUCCAAUUCAAGCAAGUCUCUUCUAGGCUCUAAUUCUGGAAAACGAUUUGAUAAGAAGUAUGUCAAACAAGUUACCGGCCGCCACAACGACACUGAGCUACACCUCGCUGCGCAGCGUGACAAUGUUGGAUAUAUCAGGCAGAUUUUAGCUGAAAUUGAUUCUCAAAUGAUGGGGACAGUUGGUGGAGCCGAAUUUGAUGCAGAGGUGGCAGAAAUAAGGUUAGCCAUUGUGAACGAGGUGAACGAGUUGGGAGAGACUGCGUUGUUCAUUGGAGCUGCAAAGGGGUAUUUGGAUGUGGUUAAGGAGCUUUUGAAGCAUACAACUGAGGAGGGGCUUAAAUUGAAGAGUAAAUCUGGGUUCGAUCCAUUGCAUAUUGCUGCAAACCAAGGUCAUGAAGCCAUCGUCCAGUUGCUACUGGAUCACAAUCCAGAGCUAAGUAAAACAGUUGGACAAGCCAAUGCGACCCCUCUUGUAUCUGCAGCUACAAAAGGACAUACAGCUGUAGUCAAUGUAUUACUCCGCAAAGAUCCUAGCUUGUUGGAUAUACCAAAAGCAAAUGGAAAAAUUCCAUUACACUUUGCUGCCAGGCAAGGACAUGUGGAUAUUGUUAAAGCAUUUCUUGACACGGAUCCUCAAUUGGCAAGGAAGACUGAUAAGAAAGGGCAGACAGCAUUGCAUAUGGCAGUCAAAGGGGUUAACAGUGAGGUGGUGAGGUUGCUUCUUAAGGCUGAUUCAGACAUUGCUAUGCUCCCAGACAAGUUUGGUAAUACAGCACUACAUGUGGCUACUAGGAAAAAGCGGAUAGAGAUAGUGAACGAACUUUUGGAACUUCCUAACAUUGAUGUGAAUGCAUUAUCUAGAGACCAUAAAACGGCGAUUGACAUAGCUGAAGGGCUUCCACUCUCUGGGGAAAUCGCUGAAAUAAAGGAAAAUUUGACUAAUUGUGGUGCUGUCAGGGCAAACGAGCUGAACCGGACACAUGAUGAACUCAGGAAAACUGUGAAAGAGAUCAAGAAAGAUGUGCAUACCCAGCUUGAACAAGCCCGCAAAACCAACAGGAAUGUGAAUGGCAUUGCCGUGGAGUUGCGUAAACUUCAUAGGAUGGGCGUUAUAAAUGCCACCAAUACAGUCACAGUUGUGGCAGUGCUUUUUGCAACGGUUGCAUUUGCAGCUAUUUUCACAGUUCCUGGGGGUGAUUACGACAGCGGAAUAGCUGUUGCCGUCAAAUCGACAUCAUUCAGGAUGUUCUACUUUUUUAAUGCAAUCUCACUCUUCACUUCGCUUUCAGUGGUGGUGGUACAAAUGACGGUUGUAAGAGGACAGUUGAAAUCAGAGAGAAGAGUAAUAGAGGUGAUCAAUAAGAUGCUGUGGGUGGCUGCGGUCUGCACCACUAUUUCAUUCAUGGCUUCGUCGUACAUAGUGGUCGGUAAAUAUAACGAGUGGGCUGCAGUUCUUGUAACAGUUAUAGGAGGAAUUAUAAUGGCAGGUGUUCUCAUUGCCAUGACUUACUAUGUUGUGAAAAGCAAACGGAUUAUAAAAGUAAAAGAGAAGGAGAAGAGUUCGAGGAACAAAACAAUGUCAAAUAAUAUAUCAGAUUCGGAGCCAGAGGUGAACACAAUUUAUGCCAUUUAAUGUUCAUAGGUACUACUUUGAACUGGCCUAUCAUCAUAACUUGUAAUUCAAGGAAAAUGAGUGAAGCAGAAAAGAGGAGGCAGUUUUGUGUUGUUGUUGUGAGAAGUAAUUUUCUGUAGAUACA